AUCACCUGUUACUGUGCCACGCCGACGCGUUUUCUCCACAUUCUUUUGAAAGAGGCCGCAGUAAGUGAAGCGAGCGACGGCUCCGCGCGAAGUAGACCUUGCGUCGCAAGACGGAAAACACGCGAAAUAUGGGAUUUUUCGACAAACUCGUCAGUUUUCUCGGCUUGAAGAAGAAACAGGCCAGCGUUUUGGUAGUCGGCUUGGACAACAGCGGUAAAAGCACCAUCCUAAAUCAUUUCAAGCCGGAGGACCAAAAGGCGAUGGACAUUGUGCCUACUGUAGGCUUCAACGUGGAUUCCUUCAAGCUGAAGAACUUGGCGCUCACGGCUUUUGACAUGUCCGGCCAGGGAAGGUACCGCAAUCUCUGGGAGCAUUACUACAAGGACACCGACGGAAUCAUCUUUGUUGUGGACAGUACGGACGCACUGAGAAUGGUUGUGGCUAAGGAUGAGCUUGAUAUGAUGCUACAGCACAAGGAUUUUAAGGAUCGUCCUGUGCCGAUCUUGUUUUUCGCGAACAAAAUGGAUCUCAGGGAAGCUUUGUCCAGUGUGAAAGUUAGUCAAGCGCUGGGAUUGGACGUGCUGAAAACGAAGCCAUGGCAUAUUUGUGCGAGCAAUGCUCUGACUGGAGAAGGUUUGCAGGAAGGCCUAGAGUGGCUCAGCGAACAAAUACAGGCACUUCUGCAGAAAAAGAGGUAGCCGGAAGAAGGACUUGUAAUUAUUUUCUGAUCGCGAAACGUCAGAAUGCAGUCUUCAACGAAUCUUUUGAAACUCUCUCAGUUGAAACGUGUUCAUCUCGAAUGUGAAUAUUUAUGUGUAUGUUCAUGCGCAAGUUUAUUGUUACUAAAAUAAAUCCAAAGCAACGAAUGUUUGUUCCUUGGAGAAGUAUCUAUAUAGCACAAAUAAUUUAGGUUCUGACUUUCAUCCGCAUGUUAUAGCACCCGUGAUAUGAAUGCCACUCGAAUAGGCCAGAUCGCGCUAUAUGCCCCAUUCAAUUCUUUAAAAUCAUUUUCGAAUUAAAAAGGAAACACGGUAUAUGCGACACCUGCAACUCUGCGAUGUACUAGCUGUUAUUGUGUAAAUUUUUAAAGUUUUUCAGACCUAUAAAUGACGUUUGCUGCUA
This is a messenger RNA of Dermacentor andersoni, 1122 nucleotides long. RefSeq names its product ADP ribosylation factor-like 6 (gene Arl6). The record is from RefSeq and is a predicted model, not a curated record. Gene Ontology annotation, molecular function: GTPase activity; GTP binding. Lineage: Eukaryota; Metazoa; Arthropoda; Arachnida; Ixodida; Ixodidae.